UAUUAUAGCAUGAGAGAGAGACCAAUGGACCAUUGAUGAUUUUCCAUACUUUGUCAGAAAAAACCAUCAAGGUUAUUAUCAAAUAAUAAAAAUAAGAGCACGACUAUUAGGUUAUUACUUUCUCCAAAUUAACCAGAAAAAAAUGUUCAACUCAAGAGGGCUUCUUGCUCUGAACUUGUUCACCAUAGUCCUCCUCAUCAAUCUCCAUCUGGGUAUUCUUGUUUCGAGCUUCUCUAAUGACCCACUUACUCAACAGAAGCUUGAUAGAGUUGGAAAGCUCCCUGGUCAAACUUUCAACGUUGGGUUUGAACACUAUUCUGGUUAUGUCACAGUAAAUAAGGAGUCUGAGAGAGCUCUUUUUUAUUGGUUUAUUGAGGCUGUUGAGGAUCCUGAUUCUAAGCCCCUUGUUCUCUGGCUUAAUGGAGGUCCUGGUUGCUCAUCAAUUGCUUUUGGAGAGGCCGAGGAAAUUGGCCCAUUUCAUAUUAAACCAGAUUCCAAGACCCUUUACUUGAAUCCUUACUCUUGGAAUCAAGUUGCUAAUCUUCUGUUUAUCGAUUCGCCUGUUGGAGUUGGUUAUUCGUAUUCAAACACAUCCUCUGAUUUACUAUCAAAUGGAGACAAAAGAACUGCUGAGGACUCUCUGCAAUUUUUAUUGAAUUGGGUUGAACGUUUUCCUCAGUACAAAGGAAGGGACUUUUAUAUUUCAGGAGAGAGCUAUGCAGGACAUUAUGUUCCUCAGCUGAGCCAAGCAAUUGUAAAGCACAACUCUGCAUCAAAGGAAAAAGCAAUUAAUCUGAAGGGCUAUCUGGUGGGAAAUGCUUUAACCGACGAUCACCACGAUCACUUGGGGCUUUUCCAAUUCAUGUGGUCAGCUGGCUUGAUAUCUGAUGAGACAUACAAGUUACUAAACGAACUAUGUGUUUCUCAGCCUUUUAUACAUUCCUCAAGUUCAUGUGAUAAAGUUCUUGACAUCGCUUCUGAAGAACUUGGCGACAUUGAUCCAUAUAGCAUCUAUACCCCCGCUUGCCAUGCUAAUGGUAGCCAAACAAAUCAAUUGCGGAAAAGAAAGCAUAUUGUUGGUCACAUUAGUCAGAAGUAUGAUCCUUGCACGGAGAAGCAUUCGAUUGUCUACUUCAACUCACCCGAGGUUAAACAGGCACUUCAUGUAAAUGUAGAUUGUGCACCAUCAAUAUGGGAGACUUGCAGUGAGGUGGUAGGUGCCAACUGGAAGGAUUCUCCUAUAUCUGUGCUUGACGUUUACCAGGAGUUGAUAGAGUCGGGACUUCGCAUAUGGGUGCUCAGCGGAGAUACAGAUGCUGUCAUCCCAAUUACAUCUACUCGGUACAGUAUAGACGCUCUUAAGCUUCCAACUCGAGGCCCAUGGCACGCCUGGUAUGAUGAUGGAGAGGUUGGAGGAUGGACACAGGAGUAUGAUGGGCUUACUUUUGUGUCUGUGAGAGGAGCAGGCCAUGAAGUCCCUCUGCACAGACCAAAACAAGCUCUCACCAUUCUCAAAUCCUUCUUGGCCGGAUCAUCAAUGUCGUCGAGUCUCAAGCUUGUUAGUGACUCAUGAGGUUUCUUUAUGAAUUGUUGGUGGAAUCAAUAACUUUUUAGUAAUUCCACACCAUGCUAUUAUUACAGCUCCACAAAAGUGAUUUUUUAUACAAAAAAGAAAAAAAGAAGAAAAGAAAAAGCAGAAAUGAUUCAAAGCCAAGCCCCAAAAUGAUGAUCUUUUGAAUUUGUUAAUUGCUAUUUGUAUUUGGUGGAAUCAUACAUUGAAUAUAAUCAUUUUACCAAA
Molecule: messenger RNA, 1798 nt
Organism: Cannabis sativa
Lineage: Eukaryota; Viridiplantae; Streptophyta; Magnoliopsida; Rosales; Cannabaceae
Product: serine carboxypeptidase II-2
Exons: 11
Coding region: 143-1573 (476 amino acids)
Biological process (GO): proteolysis
Cellular component (GO): vacuole
Molecular function (GO): serine-type carboxypeptidase activity
Source: RefSeq, a predicted model, not a curated record